This is a messenger RNA of Hyalella azteca, 2767 nucleotides long. Its product is annotated as adenylate cyclase type 6. NCBI's taxonomy places the organism in Eukaryota, Metazoa, Arthropoda, Malacostraca, Amphipoda, Hyalellidae. Gene Ontology annotation, biological process: intracellular signal transduction; cAMP biosynthetic process; adenylate cyclase-inhibiting G protein-coupled receptor signaling pathway. The coding region runs from base 917 to 2767 and encodes 616 amino acids. Gene Ontology annotation, molecular function: adenylate cyclase activity. The transcript has 4 exons. The record is from RefSeq and is a predicted model, not a curated record.
GGUCGCUGAAGUCUAAUGCUUGACAAUUUUGUUGCAGAUUAUUGGAGAACCCAGACCAUCUUACGGCCUAAGAAACUGGCCGUUGUGCGGCGCCAGCCGCCGAUUUGCCAUGAAAGUUAUCCAGUUUCUGAAGAACUUCCAGCCUUCUGAAAGAAAACUUGUCAGAGAAAUGGAUGUGUUCGGUGAAGGUUUGGCUUCAAAUAUUUGAAGAGGAAUGCUGCUUGUUGAAAUUAAACAAAAAAUGCUGGUGUGGUGUCCUAAAUAAAAUGAGCUUUUGUGAUAGAUGUUGCUAUGUCAUAUGUUAGUACUUAUUAGCGAUAAAUUUAAUUGGAUUAUAGUUCACGUUAAGCUUUUUUUAAAUUGUGAAGCGAGUAUCACGCAAGUGUAUAAUUAGUAAAAUAGACCCUUAGUUAAAUUCAAAGGGAUUUUUAAACUGUAUCAAUUUAACUUUAAUGUCGUCGAGAAGAGUGCGACGGGAAAUCAAUUCAAAUCCCAGCUUUCCAUGCAAUAUCCUUGUAUUUUUAACUCUGCUUUGAGGUUUACCAUAAGAAAAGAUAAUUUUAACGCGCAAUAGCUGAAAAUAAACUUUGUAACUCUUGUGGAUGAAUAAUUCGGCAAUUAAGUAAUAAAGAAGUGUAAAUAGUCCAUUGUGUCUCGAGGUGACAUUUCAGCUUCUUCGUGUUUAAAGCGAUCACCAGCUACUCUCUGUUAUCACUAUCAAGCUAUCUUCAUCAAACGAUGUUUUCAUAUGAAUCCUCGAUUCAUUUCUCACCUUUUAUCGCUUCGACUCUAGCGUUUAGGAAUUGAAAAGGUAGGUCCAACUUGCGUUUAAAAAUGCCGGUUUGAAGCGUUUUGAUACCCGAUACGUUCCCGAAAUCAGUGCGGAACGAUGACCGGUGAAUAAAUUCGUUAACUUAUGGGUGUCAAGUCAGAAGUGGGAGCCGCUGAGCAGGUCGGGCUGCUGGACAAGGCUGGGGAGCCCAGGCCUAAGAGAAGAAGUAUUGACGCCGUCAGGAAAUGGUCCACUUUUGAUGCUCAUUGCAGUGAGAUUCCGUUGCUGGAGUGCAGCCCGGAGCGAAGAACAGAGCAUUACGACGGCGCCGCUGGCGAGCUCCGUGAACAAUGUAUUGACGAUGAAGAGCACUGUCUUGAUGUCACGCAGGAUUCUGUUGUAACGGAGGAAGAGGAAAAUGAUGGCACGAAUGAAGAAAAGAAAAAGACGUGGAAAUUAUCAUCAGACAAAUCCAGACGGAUUCAAGCGUACUUUGAAAACGAAGAAAUUAGAAGGCAGAGUAGGAGAACGUGCCGAGAUCCAGUUCCGAUUUCAGGUUUGGACAACCGGCUAACUGGAAGCACUUCCUUGUCUAAAGCCAAGACUCUCUUAGGUCGACCUAAGCCUAGCCUCCGGCAAUUGAAAUGUCCGUCAAAUCCUUGCCUUCUGGAACGCCGAACUCCUUCCAGGUCGAACGUGCUCUCAGUUUCGCCUUCAACACAUUCGAGUUUGCAGCGAUUCAUUGGCCCCAAGCAGAGCUCUCUUGCUGGGCUUCCUAACCAAGUGACCACGGCCAAACAGACCCGAUCUUUCGGCUCUAAGAUGGCCGUCAUCAGGAGCAACAGCGAUUCCAAGAGGAUUCAUGGAGGUGGCAAAACCCAAAGGUUCCGAAACUUUUCUCUUCGCAACAGAAACCACGCCUGCGAUGAGGAAGCGGGAGAGUCUGGCCCUCGCAGCUCGUCGCUUCGUCACUCGAAGGCCAACGGCUCGUCGUCGGCAGAGCCCUCAUCGUCAGUCGCCGAGGCCACACUGCCGCCCAAAAAGUCUAACUGGGAGGUCAUCGAGCACUACCACAAGUCCGGGCUCGUCGGCACCUCGUCUUCGCCUCGUAGUCCUAAAGAAGCCAAGUCCCGAUUCGAAGAUGACGAAGAGAGCCUCGUACACGAGCGACGUGGCUGGUGGGACGUGCCCACGCUGUGUCUCCGGAUAUUCAAAUCGUCUCAGUUUAAGAACAUUCAUGUGGAAGUGCUUUAUCAAAGAUACUUUCUUCGCAUGAACCAGUCGAACCUGACGGUUCUUCUGGCACUUCUCAUCAUAGUCAUAAGUUCGAUCAUCGGAGUGUCGGUGUACCUAGCUAGUGACUCCAUUUCUUAUACUACGGUUGCCUUCCUCGGCAGCCUUCUCAUUCUUUAUGGCGUCCUAGAAGUUCUACUUAUCCGAUCAUGGGUGCAGAACGAAGUCGCUUUGUACGUAUUUUCAUAUAUUGUCCUGGCUUCGUUUUUUGGUUUAGAUCUCCUAGUUAUGCUGUUUCCUGAACACCAGACAGCAUCAUCAGGGUUAUGGGCCGUAAUAUUCUUCAUCUACGUGACCUACACAUUCCUACCUCUACGUCUACUCGAGGCUACUGUCGGCGGUGUUCUGCUCGCCGUGCAACACAUGAUCUGCUCGGCGUGGGUGUCGCGCGGGCAGCUGCACGAGCUCGUGUCACGGCAGCUUGGGGCGAACUUGGUGGUGCUGCUGCUGGUGAACGUCGCUGGAGUGUUCAGCCACUACCCCAACGAGACGUCGCGACGCAAGGCCUUCCUUGAGACACGACACUGCAUCUACACCAGUUUGAAAAGUCUAUUCGACCGCCUCGCUACCGAACAUCACUGCCUGCGCAUCAAGCUGCUGGGCGACUGCUACUACUGCGUCUCCGGCCUGCCAGAGCCUAGGCCUGAUCACGCGCAUUGUUGUGUCGAGAUGGGAGUCGAUAUGAUCGAAGCCAUAGCGUGA